Salmo salar (Atlantic salmon) is the source of this 1105-nucleotide messenger RNA. RefSeq names its product Transmembrane protein 186 (gene tm186). Lineage: Eukaryota; Metazoa; Chordata; Actinopteri; Salmoniformes; Salmonidae. The record is from RefSeq and is marked provisional. Gene Ontology annotation, cellular component: mitochondrion.
AUCUGGCUAACAGUGUGAAUGAUACCUUCCUGAGAUGUUUUCUCACAUAUUUUGCAAGACAGAAGCCAGCUAACAUGCAUAGGUCUACAACACUCUUCCCUCGGCUGUCCUUCCAUGUGCUGGCCCACUGCAGAGGAUACUGUGUGUUGAGAGGCAGCUCAAGGUCGCUAAUCUGUGGCCCACAACCCCAUGUAGUCAGCCGACUGGACCCAAGAUGGACGCCUAGUAUCCAACACAGCUACCCAGUACCCCCAUCCCCCCACGUCACUGCUCUCGCCAAAUACUCUGACUUAUCCACCCAAAAAUACAACCUCAUCUACUCCUUACCUCACAUCAAACUCCUGAGAGCGGUCUCCCGACUCAAACUGCUCCAAACCGGAAUCACCAUGCUCUUACUCCCGCCCGUCUACUACAUGUAUUCCCAAGGAGAUGCUUCGUACCUACUGGUUAGCUACAGCACGGGGAUAGCGGCGUUCGCCGCCAUCAUGCUCUACUCGGCCAGUCACUACCUGAGACGCGUCGUCGGGAUGAUGUACCUGGAUGAGUCCCAGACGACGCUGAAAGUGUCUCACCUGACGUUCUGGGGAAGCAGGAAGGACGUGUGUCUGCCCGUGACGGACGUUAUGACUCUGGGGGACACCGGGGACUCCAUAGGGGAGACUAUACUGACGUUGAAGCGAUAUAGUAGUUCUGAGACGCUGUACUUCUCGACUAGACUGGGACGUGUGGUGGAUAGGCAGGCCUUUGAGAAAGUGUUUGGGACUUUGAUUUGAUGUUUUUAUAGGGCUUUUCAGAGCCAAACCAAGCUGUACUGAGUCGGACAGAGCCCAGCCAAGCAUCCACUAUAGUUCCUGGAACUGUGAUGAAAAGAUCUGAGCCUGCAGUUAGGUUCGGGUCGACACAGUGGUGUGAAAAGGGUAUUUUAUGUUGUGAGCAUUUGAAAUGUUGUAUAUUUUGCAGCUAAAGAGAUGCCUGCCUACAUAUGCUGCAGUCUGUUCUGCCACAUUUCUUGACUACUGUGUGCGACCAAAAGAAACCGUGACAUUUGUGUUGGACAGCUGCUCAGACUCACAGCCUUCAAUAAACACACCCUGAUUAUUUAAGC